CAGCCUCAUCAAAUGAAUCAGAUGGAAUUUUGAAUGGCUUCUCUACUGCUGAUCUGACCAAUGAAUUAUCGUAGAAUUAUGCUUUGCGAUUGGCCAGCUACUUCAAUAAAUGACACAGACAAUCUGCAGUCACCGACAUAUGUGGACUCUCUUGUCGCAGUUGGCUCAGGUCAAAGACUUCAGCGUCUGUCGCAACCAACCUGUACUUCAUCAUCCUUCACCAGAUAUCCUAACACCCCAGAUUAUUUGUUGAACAACCCAUCAGGAAGAGUUCCUAGAUUUUCCAUUUCGCCGUCGUCUUGCCAGUCAUAGUGGUCAAAUUUCUAUGCCAAGUUCCAGUGAUCAUGACGAGAAUGGAUGUGGCGAUGGACUACCCCGACACCCAGGGGUUCAACGACAGCGAGCUGGAGUCAUUUUCCUCAAUCUACUAUUACAUCUACAACGAUACCAAGGUGUCGUCAAAAUGGAAUGAGAUGAUGACAGUACUUUACGUCACUCUCCCUAUUCUUCUAGCAGUCAUUGGUAUUAUUGGAAACUCCACCGUCAUGUACAUCAUAUUCAAACACAGAGACAUGCAAACUGUGACCAACUAUUUCCUGGCAAAUUUGGCAGCUACAGAUGUGGCCAUGUUGACAUUAUGUGCCAUUCCUUCAGCCAUUGCUAUAAUCAUAGAGAUACCUCUUAGUGUCUGCAAAGGAAUCAAUUAUAUCAUGUUUGCGACUGUUCAAGCAACGUGCCUCACGCUAACAGCAAUGACGAUUGACCGUUACAACCUGAUUGUCCACGCUGUCAAAUCUAGGAAAACAAGAACCAUCAGAAAAACCGUCAUCACAAAUAUUUUCAUCUGGGCAGGGUCUUUUCUUCUUCAAGCUCCUGUUGCAACGUCCUCAACCAUAACAGAGUAUGGGAAAUGCAUGACUAUCUUUGCUACAAGGAGCGGGUCUAAUGCUUUCCAUAUUUUCAACACGCUGAGUAUGUAUGUGCUGCCUUUGACUAUCAUCCUCGUUUGCUAUGUCAAUAUAUUGGUCCAAGUAUGGCGAAAAGCCACCCAAGGUACGGAGAGUGCUCAAGCCCAAGAACGCUCCAUCCGUCGCAAGAGAAAGAUAACUCGAAUGGUUUUCAUCAUUGUCCUUCUAUUUGCCAUAUGUUGGUUACCCACGCACGUAAUCCGUUUGUGGGAAGAAUUUGACUCUGGUUUCCAUAUAAAAGCCGAUAAUGCUUACUUCGAUUUUGCAAACCUUAUCGCCUUCUGUCUCGUCUAUGCCAGCUCCUGCGUAAACCCAUUCGUGUACGCCUUCAAGACAACCAGUUUCAAGAAACACUUCAAGAAAUUGUUUGCGUCUUGCUGUCAUUCAGCCCAAAGUGCUAUGGGAUCUGUCAGUACCUUUAAGCUGUCUAAGUUUACCCGAGAUGAUGAGUCUAUCUAGCACAAGAACGAAAUUCCACUCUUCAAACGCAAGUCCAAAACACUUUUUUAGAUAUUCCAAUCAUGCAGUUAGUAACUGCAUACAGGUUAUAACUGAAAAUCAAACAACUGCAAACAUUAGUUUCUUGCAAACGAGGUUGUGCAAUUCGUGUGCGAGCACAAAAAACCCUUAUUUUGUAUUUGAAAUGUUCACGAUGAACAAGCAUGUACACCGGGACAUCUGACACAACAAUGCCUUAAUUUUGUCAAUUUGAAGAUUCUAUAUUUUGAGUGUAUAUGAUGUUUUGUCAAACUGUAAACCUAUUCAUCUCUAUUUCGCACUCGUAUGCGGAGCUUUAUAGCUCUGUAUGUUGUACAUUGUCUGAUUUAAAAAAAAAUCUAUAAGAGUUGUAUACAACAAUCAUUUUGUCACACGUAAUCAUCCAAAGUUCCUUCGUUCAGUCUAUAUCUUUCGGGUGUAUGUUGGUUCAAAAGAAAAACCAUGCGAAGCUUAAUAUUUAAUAUGUGGAUGGAAUGUAAUAAAAGCCUGUUAGUAGCAAAAUAAGUUUAUUAAUGUAUUAUGUAACCACAAUUUCUUACUUUUUAGUUGUCAAUUUCGAUGGAUACAAACUGAUUCAAUGAUUGCAAGGGGACAUCUCGAAUUGUGCGUCUGAAUAACAGAGCGUAUAUAGCGUAUAUCGUCGUAAGCCGGUUUUCAAUUUUUCCACCUUCACGCUCAUGGUCACGAUAGCGGAUGAUUCCAGAUGCUGAUUUUAAGUCGAAAGAGCGGACGAAUAAUACUAAUGACUGGCAUAAUCUCUGUCAAUCGAGACCUCUCGCAUUGUCUCGUGUUCACCAUUAACAUAUAUUGUAAGGCUUCGCUCAUUCAUGUCAUUAGCAUGAAGGGAAACAUUAAAAAAGUCAAAAGGUUACAUAAAAACAUGAAAGAAAAUAAAAUAUCCUGUUAAGUCGACAAUACACAUAUACAUUUAUUAAAAACCCUCUUUGAGUAAAGAGCUUUUUUU
This is a messenger RNA of Lytechinus variegatus (green sea urchin), 2430 nucleotides long. RefSeq names its product G-protein coupled receptor 54-like. The transcript has 3 exons. NCBI's taxonomy places the organism in Eukaryota, Metazoa, Echinodermata, Echinoidea, Temnopleuroida, Toxopneustidae. Gene Ontology annotation, cellular component: membrane. Gene Ontology annotation, biological process: G protein-coupled receptor signaling pathway. The record is from RefSeq and is a predicted model, not a curated record. Gene Ontology annotation, molecular function: G protein-coupled receptor activity. The coding region runs from base 345 to 1427 and encodes 360 amino acids.